Entelurus aequoreus (snake pipefish) is the source of this 830-nucleotide messenger RNA. RefSeq names its product thiosulfate sulfurtransferase like domain containing 1 (gene tstd1). Gene Ontology annotation, molecular function: thiosulfate-cyanide sulfurtransferase activity. Gene Ontology annotation, cellular component: mitochondrion. The record is from RefSeq and is a predicted model, not a curated record. Lineage: Eukaryota; Metazoa; Chordata; Actinopteri; Syngnathiformes; Syngnathidae. The transcript is spliced from 4 exons. The coding region runs from base 108 to 467 and encodes 119 amino acids.
GGUGUAUGCUCCAAUGAUAUUCCAGCAUCAGCGCGGUCAUGAGGAAGUGACACUCAUUGAUUUGAUGCUAGAAGAAGACAAAAGUAGACUUCACAAUAUUCACCAGCAUGGCGGCUUCAACUACAAGUGACAUCACAUAUGAUGACCUCAGAGCACUUUUGGACAAAAGGCCAAGCUUACUUCUGGUUGAUGUCCGUACAAAGGAGGAAGUGGAUAAGGGACACAUACCUGGAUCACUUCAUAUCCCAGUCAACACGGUAGGAGAAGCCUUCACCAUGGAUGCAGAAGCCUUCAAGAGUAAAUAUGGAGUCAGCAAGCCGGCGUUGGACUCUUCAGAGCUGAUCUUUCACUGCCAGAUGGGCAAGCGAGGCUCAACGGCCACAAGCAAAGCCGUGGAACUUGGCUACGUUAAUGCACGUAAUUACGCUGGCGGAUACAAGGAGUGGUCCCAGAAAGCAGGGCAGUGACUUAUAUAUAAGCAUAUAUAUAAGAACUUAUAUAUAAGUCACUUAUAUAUAAGUACUUAUAUAUACAGUGCAUACAUACAUUCAAUGAUUGCUAGUGUUAUAUAUACACAUUCCAUGAUUGCUAGUGUUAUAUAUACACAUUCAAUGAUUGCUAGUGUUAUGUAUACACAUUCAAUGAUUGCUAGUGUUAUAUAUACGUAAGUCACUUAUAUAUAAGUGCUUAUAUAUAAGUCACCUUUCUAAAAGCAUUUGAAUGCUACAUUCAAGGGAAAAUAUUUAUUUGAUUUUCUUUUAUUCCAUCCUGUUUUUCAGCUCCACUUCCUGUUGUAAUUAAAUAAAUAAAAUGUGGUGUUUCCCUGCUUG